Molecule: messenger RNA, 951 nt
Organism: Coprinopsis cinerea okayama7#130
Lineage: Eukaryota; Fungi; Basidiomycota; Agaricomycetes; Agaricales; Psathyrellaceae
Exons: 2
Coding region: 1-951 (316 amino acids)
Source: RefSeq, a predicted model, not a curated record
AUGCCACCAAUCAGCCUCGUCCGCGUGCGCUCCUCCAACGCCCUGGCAGCGAGCGCAAUCAAAGGCUCGCCCGUCGCCGUCUUCGUCGGGGGGACGUCGGGCAUCGGUCAAGGGAUGGCAGAGGCCUUUGGCCGUCUGACGAACGGCAACGCACAUAUCAUCAUCGUGGGUCGCAAUCGACAAGCUGCAGAGUCGGUCCUGGCUAACAUACCCACCGCUACCACCCCGCUCGACCCAGCCUCCAACCACCCCUGGUCGCGCGAGUUUGUGCAGUGCGACGCGACGUUGAUGAAGAACGUGCAGCAAGCUUCGCAGGAGAUUUUGGACAAGUACCCGAAGAUUAAUUAUUUGGUGCAGAGUCCGGGGUUUAUGACGACGAGUGGGAGGGACGAGACGGAGGAGGGGAUUGAUAAGAAACUGGCGGUGCAUUAUUAUGCGAGGUGGAAGUUUAUCGAGGGGUUGUUGCCUGCGCUGAAGGCUGCGCAUGAGAAGGGCGAGGAUGCGAAAGUGAUGUCGGUCCUCGCUGCUGGCACGGGUGGGGAGAUCGACUUGAACGAUUUGGGGCUCGUCAAGAACUACUCGAUUACCGCUGCUGCGUUACAGGCAGUCACGUAUAACGAUCUCAUGAUGGAGGAAUACGCUGAGAGGAACCCAGGCCUCACCUUCAUCCACUCCUACCCAGGCGUCGUCAAAACCUCCAUCAUCUCCAACUCCCCGUCCAAAUUCAUCCGCCUCACAGGCAAGAUCAUGCCCCUCUUCUCGCUAUUCAUGACCUCCAAAGAGGCGUGUGCGCAGUACAUGUGGAGCGCCAUUUUCAACCAUACAGGCGGGGCCUUCAGGACUGGUUCGUCUGGGGAGAACAUCGGGAAGAAGAGGUACUUUGGGAAUGAGGAGCAGAGGAAGAAGUUGUGGGAGCAUACGGUUGAGAAGACGAGAGUUGUCGAAGGCUGA